AUGUCUUUUCAAGUAGAGAAUGCUUUGGGAGCACAACCUACUACAUACACAGAGACAAAGGAAGGUACAAGUGAACUUGGUCAACAACAAAACAUGAAUAAUAAUAAUUCAGAAGAAACUUUUUCAGAUAAUCCAACCGAGCUCUUGGAAUUCUCGCAACCUUCAGCACCAAUAUCAAGCACGGAUUCAUCAACAGUUUCGUCGUCAUCUACCUUAGAUUAUAAUUACGAGUCCUCAAAUUCAUCAACCACUAGCUCAUCAGAUUAUGACACACCAAUCAUUAAUCCGAUUUCAUUUCUAAAUACUAUGCAUCAAAAACUGAAUCUUGAACCACCAACUUACGAGUUUUCUCAUGAUCCCGCUACGGGACAUUUUUUUUGUCAAGUGAAUUUUAAUAAUCAAGCUUACAAGAAUACAAUCGCACGUCCAAAGAAACAACAAGCGAAAGAAGAUGCCGCAGGUAUUGCAAUGCAAGGUCUUUCAUUGAUUAUGCCAGAUUUCACAGCUGCUAUUCGUCAAGAAUUGCUCGUUCCUAAAUCGGCUCAAUGGUAUCAAAAGCAAUUGAUGCGAGCAAAUAAAGGAGAAUCGAAGAGACCUUGUGUUUUGCUAUUGGAAUUCUGUCAAAUGCACAGAUUAGGACAUCCAAUCUAUAACAUCAGAGAUGACGGAAGGGGAUAUUAUCUAUUUGACUGUACCAUAAUGGGUCGUACUUUUAAUCCUGAAUUGGCUCUUUGGCAAAAAAAUGAUGCUAAGGAUCAUGUUAGUACUAUAGCAUUUAAUGUAUUGUACAGGGAAUUUUAUGAAAAAGAAAUAGUUGAAAUACAAAGUCGGCUACAACCCUACGGAAUUCCUCCUACUUCGGUUGGAAUACCACCGUCACAUCCUCCUCCCAAUGUAGCUUAUUCACCUCUACAUCAUUCUAUGUAUCCUAAUACUGCCGAUGGAAGCAAUUAUUAUGCUACGGCUGAGCAUGCCAGUUAUUACGCUACAGAUCCCAAUGGCCAAGUUGCCAUGUAUUAUUCUAAUACUACCAUGACAAAUGCUUCUCAUCAAAGGAAUUAA
Messenger RNA from Funneliformis mosseae, 1062 nucleotides. The record is from the annotation of a GenBank genome assembly. NCBI's taxonomy places the organism in Eukaryota, Fungi, Glomeromycota, Glomeromycetes, Glomerales, Glomeraceae.